AUGGUGAGUCCGGUGUUGCGCGCGGUGGACAACGACGAGCCAAUGGACUUCCUCACUGAGGUGCGCCGCGUAGUGGUCGUCUUCCUCAAUAUCGUCACCAAGUCGGUCACGGAAGACGUGCUCAUAGACAUCGUGGAUUCCGCCUAUAAAUGCGUUUGCAGGCUGUCGUCUACUUUGGGUGGUUUGGUGAACAAAGUGUCCAUGUUCGACAAGGACAUGAUGUUCCUGGUGGUGUUCGGGCUGCGGGGGCUGAAGCAAGAGGACGAGGCGAGGAAGGCGCUCCAGUGCGCUUACGAGCUGAUGGAGAACUUGAUAUCGAUGGACGUGAACAUCAUCAGCGUUUCUAUUGGUGUCACGUCUGGAACUACCUACUGUGGGGUGGUCGGCCACGUUCUACGUAGGGAAUAUACUGUUAUAGGACCAACUGUGAACAAGGCCGCUCGGUUGAUGAUGGCAUACCCUAUGAGGGUGACAUGCGACAAGGAAACCUUUUUGAGGAGUAAACUCGAACAAGAGCAUUUUAGGAUCGUUGAGCAGAAAUUGCUCAAAGGCAUAUCUAAGCCUGGUCCCAUUUACGAGUUCAAUAAGUAUAGAUGGUCGGAGCGCAAAGGUACCAGCAUACACCCUAUUCUGGGACGCAAUGACGAAUUGCGGAAAUACAAAAUAUUGAUCAACAACGCAAUCGGAGAACACAAGCGAAAAUUCACAAGAUACAGGGACCUUAAAUUUGCUUUUGCUAUUAUUGGAGUUGAAUUGGUUGGCAAAAGUCGGUUUUUAGAAGAAUGCAUUCAUAUAACUCCACACGAGUAUCGAGUCGAGACUUUUGUUUUGACUGAAACUGAUAAAAUGUUUAAAUAUAAACAAAAAAAUUAUAAGAAAACACUUACUUUACAACAACGAUUACUUACUUUACGCUCUGCCUUGCUGCCUAAGAAAUACAAGAAGAAAUUCGAGACGGCCAUUAAGAGACCAUUUGCGUUGUUUCGAAUGAUAAUGGCCAAAGCAUUCACAACUUCUGAUGUGCGAAGUAGCCUUGUAAAUUUUGAAGAUAUCCUAAGAUUCAGCGUAAAUGUGACGAGUUUGUCAGCGUUACAAUUGUUCGCUUUGAAUACGAUUUUCGACUGCCGUUUCCCUUUACCGGAGAAAUUUGAAAACGGCGGAAACUUUCUCUAUGAUGUGAGCGUUAAACUUAUGCUCCAGGAGAUUUUUAAAAGCAUGUUUCCAAAUCUUUGGGUGGCGGCAGUGAAGAGGGCUCACUAUGUGGAUGACUUUACGUGGAGAAUGCUCAUCAUAAUGUUGGAAACGAAAACUAUAUUUUUAAUUAUGACCAUUGAUGAAGAACAUCAACUGUCAGAGACAGCAUGCAAGUCCCUUGAGAAUAACAUGAUUGUGAAAAUACUGUUGAAGGGAAUCGAUCGAUGGUACCACGGCGCACUAGCCUGCCAAUUAUUGGACGUGCAAGCCAUCCCUUCUGACUUGCAAAAGAUCAUAGAAAGUGCUAGCGGCGGCAUGCCUGGUUGGAUCCAGAACUUCGUAAUAUCGCUGGUCCAACGCGGGGUCCUGACUGUGGUGACGGUGCUGAGAAGUGAGGCGAAGGAGUCUGGUGCUGUAAUGCCAUCGCCUGCUCUCCUGCAGCGCGCCGCAUACGACUCCAUCAGUGAAAAACACAAUCUAAUAGGAGCUAGUUGUCAUAUAUACGAAAAGCCUGCCGACUAUCCUGCGCUUGCACUCACUGAGCCACCUCAAAAAGGUUUACGGGCGUUGACGGACUUGCAGUUGCAAAUAGUUGACUCGUUUUACUUCGUUGUGAUUGUGCGCUCCCUGACACUUGAUUGAUUUUUGUCUAACACGGUUUUGUCAAUUAGUAUGGAUGAACUGGAAUCAUUUUUUUUUCGUUCGAUUUGUGAUCGUUCCGUUUUACGAAGAAGACAAUUUACUAUGUAUAACGAACAGAAUGUUUGAAAAAACCCCAACCCAUGCGGGGAUUUUUGGAUUUACUAUAGUGUGGCAGAAUAACAUAAGGAGGCACCCUUUAACCUUGUAAAGUACUCCUAUAAUACCUGAG
Messenger RNA from Chilo suppressalis (striped riceborer), 2065 nucleotides. The record is from the annotation of a GenBank genome assembly. NCBI's taxonomy places the organism in Eukaryota, Metazoa, Arthropoda, Insecta, Lepidoptera, Crambidae.